Erpetoichthys calabaricus (reedfish) is the source of this 6077-nucleotide messenger RNA. RefSeq names its product Cdc42 guanine nucleotide exchange factor (GEF) 9a (gene arhgef9a). Lineage: Eukaryota; Metazoa; Chordata; Cladistia; Polypteriformes; Polypteridae. The record is from RefSeq and is a predicted model, not a curated record. Gene Ontology annotation, molecular function: protein binding; guanyl-nucleotide exchange factor activity. The transcript is spliced from 14 exons. Bases 42 to 3572 code for a protein of 1176 amino acids.
AAAAAUCCUCCUAUUUUUCAGGAGGCACUGUCGAUAAUGGCAUGAUGGAUGGAAAUCCUGGUGCUACCAGCCCAAACCAGAAUGGGUUCAUCAACAAAGUUUUUAAUGCCUCUGCAGAGACAGAGACAUCUACUGGCACAAUGAAGGUUUGUGAGGCUGAACUGUAUUGCUCCUCUGCUGGAGGUCCAGAGCUUCGCAGGGAAACUGAGCACUUUCAAAAGAGGAGCAAAAACACAGGCAUUUGGAGGAUUCUAAAUCGGAGAAAAACAUCAGCAGCCUUUGAGAGGAGGCCACAUUCUAUGAUUCUUCUGGGGGAAUCUUCAGUUCCUAAAAUAUCAUUUGUGGACAAAGUGCGCUCACUUAGGAAACUGAAGUCUUCUUCAGUGUUUCGACUCAGAGGAAACAAUCUUCCAGACGGCUCAAUUAAUGAAGUUCUGAAGGAGACUGAAGAAGGAGCACUGAGGCAGAGGGAUGGCUCAGUGGAUAGGGCUUUGAGUAAACACAAACAUUUUCGCCAUUCUUACAGUGGCCACAUAAAUGACUUUGAUACUUCAUUUGAAGCUGUGGACUUGUCUGACUUUUCAGAAACUGGUAAUGAUGAUUGGCUUCAGGACAUCUACUCGGAGCAAAAUGGUGUCCAUACCCUGGAGAAGCUUACUACUGGCAGGAAACUACCAGAAAAUGAAGAGCAUCCCCAGAAGCAAUGUCCCCAGGCAGCAAAGCGUACUAAAGGAGCAGAUGUCUGGAGCUACUUUCGAAAGUUUUCAUUCAUUGGACGAGUAAAUUCUAAGUUUUCAGAGCCAAAGUUUGAUUUUGAGUUUGAAACACUGAACCGGACUAUAGACUCAGACUGCCCUUCUGCUGAGCUUGACUGUGUAGCAGAAGCCUGUUCCUCACAAAGAGAUUCACGGACGGAGAGUAAAGGUGGACACUUUGGAGGACUAUUUAAGUUUUUUAGUAACAUAGCACAAACGGCUAGAAAAUGGAGGAAUCCUUCUCACUCAUUCUCACCAGCAGGAGCAGUCCCAUUGGGGACCCCCAGAUCCCACCGUCCUGCAGCAGCUACUCGCAGCCUUAAUUUGCAUUUCUCUAAUUUGGAGAGUGGUAUAUCUGAACCAGUUUCUUCAAUAACAGGAGAGCCUUACUUAGGGAGUGUGAAGUCAGGUUUGAGCCAUCAAGCAUCUCCAGGUCCUCUCUGUCAGUAUUCAAAAAUGGAUGCAAUUCCUGAAAGACUUUCAUCAGCCUUAAAUAGGUGUGAUCCUUUAUCUGUAACCAAAGUGGAAGCUGAUUUGCAGGAUUCACAAAUUUCAGUGGAGCAGGCACCUAGGACUCAGUGCGAGUCAGACAUCUGCAAACGUAGCACUGAUGAGUUAUGUGUUGAACAAUUUGCUGAGUUGGAGGAACAGUAUCAUACAGAACAUAAUUAUGUGGAGAAGGAAUGCAAGAACCACCAAAAUCUGCCCGAUUCCAGUAGCAGCCAGUCUAUAGUGACGUCUCCUAAACUGAGCAUUCAUCAUCAAACCUCUGCCUGCUCAACAAAAUUGAAGUUGCCUUGCCAGAUUUCAGAGAAGAGUGCUCUUCUGAUGAUGAAUUUACAAAUUAUUGAUCACGAAAGUGCUACAUGUAUUCCUGUGAAAGAGCUACCCACCCAAAAGCAGCGGUUCAAAUACCGGUCCAUUACGCGCCAGAGACCCUACUCUGUGAUUGACAGAUCUGCAACAGAAAAGGCAAAGGUUCAUCACCCAUCUCGACCGCGUUCUCGGCCACCAGGCAUCUGCCCUCAUGAUUCAGCAUUUAAAACACCUCUGCAGAGAUGUCAUUCUUUGCCCUUGUCCCAGAGUGCACCCACAGGACUUGAUGAGAUAGGACGAAGGAAACACCUUUUGCCCAAACCAGCAGAAGUCACGCUGAGCUCAGGACUUGUGACACCCCGCACAAGAGAGGAAGGAGCAGAGGGAGGUACAACCAGUCAAAGACUACUAAAAUUGGGACCAGCACCACUUGAAGACAGCAAGCUGAUCACUGGUGGUUCUAUCGUCAGUGCAGAGGCAGUAUGGGAUCAUGUCACCAUGGCCGACCGGGAGUUGGCGUUUAAAGCUGGCGACGUCAUCAAGGUCCUAGAUGCAUCCAAUAAGGACUGGUGGUGGGGACAGAUUGACGAUGAAGAAGGAUGGUUUCCAGCCAGUUUUGUAAGACUAUGGGUAAACCAAGAGGAUGGUGUGGAGGCUGUGGAAGGGGCCAGCGAAGUCCAGAAUGGUCAUCUGGACCCCACCAACGACUGCCUGUGCCUUGGCAGACCCCUCCAAAACAGAGACCAGAUGAGAGCCAAUGUGAUCAAUGAAAUUAUGAGCACAGAGAGGCACUACAUCAAACACUUGAAGGACAUCUGCGAGGGUUACCUGAAGCAGUGCCGUAAACGCCGGGACAUGUUCAAUGAUGAUCAGCUUAAAGUAAUCUUUGGAAAUAUUGAGGACAUUUAUAGAUUUCAGAUGGGCUUUGUCAGGGAUUUGGAGAAGCAGUAUAACACAGAGGAGCCUCACCUCAGUGAAAUUGGGCCCUGCUUCUUAGAACACCAAGAUGGGUUCUGGAUUUACUCAGAAUAUUGUAACAAUCACCUGGACGCCUGCAUGGAGCUCUCUAAGCUCAUGAAGGAUGGCAGGUACCAGCACUUUUUUGAAGCCUGUCGGCUGUUGCAGCAGAUGAUUGACAUUGCCAUAGACGGCUUCCUGCUCACACCAGUUCAGAAGAUCUGCAAAUACCCUCUGCAGCUGGCAGAGCUCUUAAAGUACACUGCUCAGGACCACAGUGAUUACAGGUAUGUUGCUGCUGCCCUAGCAGUCAUGAGAAAUGUCACACAACAGAUCAAUGAGAGGAAGAGGAGGCUGGAAAAUAUUGACAAGAUUGCACAGUGGCAGGCAUCAGUUCUUGACUGGGAGGGAGAUGACAUUCUGGACCGCAGUUCGGAGCUAAUAUACACUGGAGAGAUGUCCUGGAUUUAUCAGCCCUAUGGCCGAAACCAGCAGAGAGUUUUCUUUCUGUUUGAUCACCAGAUGGUUCUCUGUAAAAAAGAUCUUAUCCGUAGGGAUAUUCUCUACUACAAAGGCCGGAUCGACAUGGACAGAUAUGAAGUGAUAGAUACAGAUGAUGGUCGAGAUGAUGACUUCAAUGUGAGUGUGAAGAAUGCAUUCAAACUGCACAACAAGGAAACAGAGGAAAUCCACUUGUUCUUUGCCAAAAAGCUGGAAGAGAAGAUUCGGUGGCUUAGAGCCUUUCACGAGGAACGCAAAAUGGUUCAAGAAGAUGAAAAAAUAGGGUUUGAAAUUUCUGAAUAUCAGAAGCGGCAGGCGGCAAUGACAGUGAGAAAAGUUAGUAAGCAGAAAGGUGCUGGUCAGACAAGAUCCAUGCCCCCCUCUUAUCCCCCACCCCAGGAUCCACUGAAUCAGGGACAGUUCCCAGUGACUGAUGGGAUGGCCCAGUCACAGGCUUUGGCCUUCAGAAAACUGAACAACAGCAGCAACAGGACCCUCCAACUGCAUCCUUCUUGUAAGAGGGACAACUGUGUCAACACGUAGGAAAGUAAAAAAAAAAAAAAUGUCAGUAAUAGUAAAAGGAAAUUUUCUGUGUGACCCUCAAAAUUUGGGGAUUGUGGCACAAUCAUGGGGUGGCAGGUGCUGAAAAGCGAGGUUCCAUUAGUGGUUACUGUAUUUAGGUUUUUUGCUGCAAGUGAGUUCUGCUUGGGGCCGUUAAUACAUCCACAAAGAUAUGUGCGUAUACAGUGUGUACCGGUAUGCGUUUAUGUAUGUGUAUGUGUUUAUAUACAUAUACAUAAAAUGCCCUGCACUAUAUAUAAAGUAUUUGUAUAUCCUUUAGUUGACUAAGGAACGCAUUGAGCACCAAUUCUUCAGGCAUUGUCAUAGUGUUCAGUGCUGUUGUUGACAGGGUAUUUUCUUUAUUAUGGACCAGAAAUAUGUGUUUUAUGUUAGAACUUUCUUUAAAUAUCUGUAUAUACAUUUGUUUUAUUUAUUAAAAUCCAUCUAUCUAUCUAUCUAUCUAUCUAUCUAUCUAUCUAUCUAUCUAUCUAUCUAUCUAUCUAUCUAUCUAUCUAUCUAACUGAGCGUGCACACACACACACACAGUCACAGACACAUAUAUAUACAGUAUAUAUUUAAAUUCAAUAAUUGUCUUGUGCAUCACUGCUGGAGUUAUGUAGCAGGUGAGAUUUUCUUUUGCUGGGGACCUGUGGCUGACACCUCCCCCUCAUGCCCUUUACUGUGAGCCUAUCUUACAAUGAAGAGUUCUAAAGGAUGACAUCUUGUGUCACCUUCAAUAAGAACAACUUUCCCUCAGAGGCCACUUCUCUCACUGUAGCCCAGUUCAACAGGUUGAACUAUUUUGUUUUAACUUUCAGUCAACCGUAACCAUCAUGCUGUAACAUCAAAGUGGUGAGUGAGAUUUCAUGUUCAAUAUUGCAUUUUUGUAUGUUUUGGUCUGUGAAUGUGUGUGUGCAUGAAAACAGUGGGGUUGGGUGUUUGGUUGUGAGUUUGCACUACUGUGUUCCUUCACUUCAGAGGGUGCACUCAACUCGCAUCUUUUCCACAGCACCCAUUGUGAAGCAUUUUGGUAAUGGCAAGCAGGGCAGAGGCAUUCAUGUUGUUGCUGUUGUCAGUAGUUAUUUAAUUACAGAAUGUUUUAUCUCAGUGCCCUCCUCAGGAAUGCCUCAACCUCUCUGUUUUCAUUUCAGAUGGUUACUCCAUUACAGUGUGGCCAAUAGGGCAGGGUGAAAGUGAUCUUGGAUAAAGUGUAUUGUAUAGUCAAGUCACUUAUUUUAGGUUUGUGAUUCCUCCUUGAAAAUAGAGGAAAUCUCAUUAACUCUUGCACCAUUUGAAAUGGCCUUUUGAAAGUUUACUGGAGUUGAACAGUUGAUUCAGUUGAGGAGCAUGUGAGCUACACAAACAGUAGACUGAAUUUCUCUGGAAAAUGUUUUAGUUCUUAUGGACAAAUAUGCUGAAAAUGUACAGCUAACGAAGUGGAACAAAUCAUUAGCUCACUGGAUUUGGACAGCCAGUGCCCUGAGCUUGCAUAGUCGAUGCACUGCCCCUAAACAGACAAUAUUCUGCACUUGCAAAGUAUAGCUGUGUACUAAACCAUCUUAUGCACUGGCGCUACACAACCAAGACACUGGAUUUGUACCACUGAUGCACUUGCCCUGUAUAACAAAUGGAGUGGACUUGCACAGCUAAUACACUGGGAUUAUACAAGUGGUACACAGUACUUGAGUGCUCAGUUUAGGCAAAGUCACAGCUCAACUCCAGAUGUACUGCAGUUUAAUUUUUAUUGGAGCGUCUUUUCCAUUCUGGUCCAUUUCAAAUGCUUCAAUGCGUUCCAAGUGCACAAAUGUUCCAGAAGUGUGGCAGAGCAGAGUUGAGUGUUCAAGGCAAAUGACCAGAAAAGGCCAUAGGGUUUGUGUAUGGUUUGAAAGGAAACACAUUCAAUGAAUGUUUCAAAACUCUCUGGGGUAUAAGGCAGAUGCUAUAGUUCUUAGCUGCAAGGAGUGCAAGGUUGACCCUCUUUCAUUGACCAACCUUUCAAUCACCAGUUGUCAGUUAAUAUGUGUAAUUUGGGGUACUAAAAUUAAAGCAAGAGGGGAGGACAAAGGAGAAGUAGCUUACUUUAGGAAUAUUAUUUCCAAGAAGCUAAUUGUUGGAUAAGUGCCAACAGCUCUGGUCUUAAGCCAAACAGCAGUGAUGCUUCAGGAUUAAAGUUCUCUGUUUGACCAUAAUAAUCAGUAGUGCCAUUGGUGAGUCAUAAAUGUAAAAUGCUGGAGUUCCUAUUUUGAUAAUUGACUGUGGAUGGUUACAAGCUGAAGCUUGUUAGGUGGCCAUAGUUAAUUAUGGUAUGUAAGUUAAAGACCGAAGCAUGAUUGACAAUGGAUGAAGAUCCUCAUCUAACCAUUGCUAUAUAAAAUUUGGCAGCAAAAAGUCCUUUGCUAACCAUAGCUAGUGGUGGGCUUCAAAUUGAACUGCAAACUUAGCUGGUCAUAGAUAGAUGAAGGUUACUGGAAGACCAAUGCUGUCUGA